AUGAAGGGUGAAGCUAGAGCCUCCCUCAAGCUGGAUACGUCUCACGGGAAUGUAGGGCGUGAUACCGGUCCGAUUGGCAAGGAGCCCCGGAAGUCUAAAUCGUCUGUUAAGAACAGACAGGCGCCGCCGAAACGGAACAAGCGUAAAGGGCGCUUGAGCGCACUGCCGACCCUACCCCUCGAUGUGUUAUAUGAAAUCUUUGCUCACCUUGGACCGGGCGACCUCCUGCAUCUUGCUCGCACUACCAAGGCUUUUCGCAGUUUGCUCCUUACGCGAAGAUCACUCUCUCUAUGGAAAGAAGUACUCGACGUCUCAGCCGCAAACGGUGACCCCGUCAAGCCGGAUGAUAUGUCAGAGAUUGCUUGGACUGCAUUGAUCUUCGGCAAGCCGUGGUGCACGAUGUGUGGCGGACGAACGUCCAACCCAGUCCUUUGGGCGCUUCAAAUGCGACCAUGCACGGCAUGCGUGUUGAAGCAUCUCUACUCCGACGCCAAUCGAGGUCUUGUCUCGUUCGGAGCCCCACUGACGCAUGUUCGUGAGUUUAUGCCUUCCGAGUUUGUGCACUACCCUUCACCUUCUCUCAAGACCAAACGAUGGCAAUACGCUUACCGGAAGACAGACUAUAACGGAUACAGGCUGAAACUCCAAGAUCUGCACGCUCGCUUCCCCGACGAAGCUAAGUUCGAGGAACAACGCGGGCUUCUCAAUCAGGAUCUCCGUCGUGCGCUGGAUGCCCGUGGUGAGUGGGCUCGAGCAUGCCACGCUCGAGAGAGAGCCAAGGAGAAGGAUCGCUCAAAUGAGAUGGAAAGUAUAAGAGCACAGCGCCUCGAGGACAUAAAAUCUCGGCUUCGUCUCCAGGGGUUCGAGGAUCGUGAUCUGGAUUCCUUGAGCUUUCGACAUGAGCCAAAUGUACGCGCAUCGAAGCCUCUGACCGACAGCAGCUGGGCGAAGAUAGCACCCGGCGUGACGUCCUGUGCAGAGUGCGUGCGAGACCACAGGUUACAACGCGAGAGUCUCCAACGGCGGAAAGACCGUGAAGAUGUUGUCGGCUGUGCAUAUCUUGAAUUCCUGAAGAAGAUCCAGUCAACCACCAUCUCAUUCAUGCCUUCCCUUUCCGUCAUUCUUGGUUUACCGCGGAUCUCGAACGCUAUCCGCAAGGACACGCCAGCUUCUAAUCACUUGCAACGCAUUGUCGGCGACGCUCUGGCUCUUUCUUGGUCGGACAUCGUCCAACGCAUCAAUAAACAAGCGUUGCAACUACGAUACAAAGUCCCUGACGGAUGGGUCCGUAGAAGCUGCACCCUACGCGCUACUCCUACGCUUUCCGUCGAAAGCACUCUCCGAAGUCUAGACCUCGUUUCUCACGUUUGGACAUGUGGAGGCUGCACCGAACCUCAUAUCCUCUACGGACUGGACGCGCUCGCACAUACAUCUCUACUCUCUGGCGGAGAGCUAAACUCCCACAUUUCUCCCUCUUCGCGUGCACAUCUUGCCAUCAUGCAGUUGCUCGCAUUACUUGGCCUCGAUCCCGAAGAGACUACUGUCGGCGAUAUGCGCCGGAUUGCCAAUUCGAAACUCUUCAUCUGCCCCAAGUGCGAUCACAACCGGGAACGUCCCAUGCUCUGUCAUUCCUGGACAUCAGCCGUAUCGCAUGCCGGACGGUCCCCGCACGAUGGCCCUUUCUUGGGGCCCGCCGAGUUCACGCUUGUUAAACUAGAUCCUCUACAGGAGCGAUCGGCUUUGCAGAGGGCUUGGGGCUGUUGCCAUUGUACAUUUCACCUCAAACUGGCAACUACGCGCUCGGAGCAACACCUACAGACUGCGGGCCCAUGGCCUCAGCUGGUGGAGCUGAAACAGCACCUCGAGCAGUCCCAUGGUAUACAGGAAGGGGUAGAAGGCAUAGACUACUUCUUCAAUCGUCAAAACCCUCGCGCUAUUGAGGAGAAGGGGAUACCGGUGCCGACGAAAGACAUAGUAGAGGCUGUCGAAUUGCUCGAGGGAACAGCGACUGAACAGAACGUAGUUUGA
This is a messenger RNA of Peniophora sp. CBMAI 1063, 2028 nucleotides long. The record is from the annotation of a GenBank genome assembly. Lineage: Eukaryota; Fungi; Basidiomycota; Agaricomycetes; Russulales; Peniophoraceae.